AUGCUCGUCGAGCAGGGGGCGCAACACGUCGUGGUGCUGUGCAACUUCAAGGAACAGGGCAAAGACAAGUGUCACCCGUACUGGCCACGCGUCGUGGGCGAGACCCUCGUGCACGGAAUCUAUACCGUCCGCUUGAUCAAGAGCGAAAAAAUGCAAUGGGAGCGCGCGUCGAGCGCGGACGUUACCUUGUACCAGCUCGUCGUCGAAGUAGAUUGCGUCGUGGUGCACUCGUUCCAGCUGGCUCACUGGCAGAACUGGCCAGAUCGUUCGGCACCGCAGCCCGAUUCGGCGCUGCUCGAGCUGCUGUCCCGCAUCUCUGAUACCAAGAAGCCCAUCGUUGUCCACUGCUCUGCUGGUGUCGGGCGCACUGGGGUUUUCGCCCUCACGAUGAUGAUUAUUGAGAGGCUUCAGUCGGGCCACAAGGAGACGAUCGAGUCAGCCUUCAACCUCAUCGGCUUGCUCCGCGAACUGCGCAGUUAUCGAGCCAAUUCUGUGCAGACGGUGGCACAAUACCUCUACGUCAUCCAGAUCAUCCUUACGAAUUGCCUCCAGUCGGGGAUCCUGGAGGACAGCUUCCGCGACGAGGUCAACUCCUUCACCAUCGAGGGCCUGAAGGUGGCGUGC
This is a messenger RNA of Mesorhabditis spiculigera, 624 nucleotides long. The record is from the annotation of a GenBank genome assembly. Lineage: Eukaryota; Metazoa; Nematoda; Chromadorea; Rhabditida; Rhabditidae.